GAUCCGGCGCAAGGCUUGGACACCGUAGGAAAAAAGCAUUCGGUCUUUCGUCCAUUCACUUUGACAUCCUCCAGCGCUCAUUAUGUCGUUUACAAUAGAUCUUCAUGAGGGCCUGUCGGGUCUUGACAGUGAGUCAUUGCGAUCUUUAACGGACACACUGCCCGAUGAGUAUCAUGAAUGGAUCUCGGAAUCGGGGCGAACAUCACGGAUUUCCCCGCCCCCCAAGCCGGACACAGGGUCUUGAUGUUAUCGCCGAAGAACAAGUCUUGUCCGAACAACCAUACGAAGAACAAGCCUAUCCCACCCCACGACCCUCGAUCAAGAAUAUGCGGCGCAACGUCACGACCAACGAGCUACCUUUGCUCCAGGAAAUCAAUCCCUACGAGCAUGCAGAGGAAUUCAACCCUGUCAGUGAAGAGGGUGCUUCGUAUGAUCUAAUUGCUCCAUGGGACGGUGUCGAUGCGCCGCUUCAUAAACUGGAGCGUCUCUCAGACGUGAUGUUUGGAACGGAGCACAUGCUUUCUAUUCUGAACAACCCGCGAUAUCUUGCAAGAUUCCGGGAGUUCCUUCUUGAAGAGCGACCACGCUCUAUUUCCACUCUCACAUACUAUCUCAACGCGGUCAAGGCCUUGAAGGCGCUCGAAUAUGCCAAUGCUCUGGUCCGUCUUUCAAUUGAUGUCCCACCACCAGCUGUUCAACUUCUCCAAAGGGACAACGAGGCUGUCGGUGAAACGGUAAACAAGGUGUUGGAACAGCGCGUUGAAGAUGGACUCAAUGCAUUGACGGCGGAAGAGCUUCCUGCAUUCAUCACAUCAAGGUGCAUCACUAUUACCAGCAAGAUUGUCGAGGAGCGCGUUCGCGGGACUCUACCUAUGAAGUUCAGAGAAACCUCCAAUGCCCUGGCUGAAGUGUUCUGCUUGACGGAUCCAUCGCGGCCAGAUAAUCCUAUCAUCUUCGCAUCACAAGAAUUCCACCGAACAACGCAAUAUGGAAUGGACUACGUCCUUGGACGCAAUUGCCGAUUCCUUCAAGGCCCAAAGACGAAUCCCAACAGCGUACGUCGAAUUCGAGAAGCAUUGAGUGCAGGCCGACACCACUCCGAGCUCUUCCUAAACUACCGCCGCGACGGCUCCCCAUUCAUGAACCUCCUCCAAUGCGCCCCCCUCUGCGACAGCAAAGGCCGCGUAAAAUACGUCAUCGGCGCACAAAUCGACGUCUCCGGCCUCACCCUAGACGGAGCCCAAAUGGAGUCUCUAAUUGAACUCCAAUCCCGCUACCGCGACCCCGACGAGGAAAGCGUUGCGGAAAUGCCCAUCGCACCACACAAAGACGAGUUCCGACAGAUGUGCGAGUUAUUCAGUCCGAAGGAACUCUCGGCAGUACAGGAGCAUGGUGGUGAUCUUUUCCAGCCGUUGAAUACGCGGGCUUCUUCGCGCGCGAAUCGUCAUUGGAUUCCGCGGGGUGGUUCGAUGGAUAGUGAGAUGGAGGCUAUUCGGUUGCGGGAUGUGAAGUCUCCGCUUUUCCGGGGGUUGACGGGUGUUUAUGAGAAUUACCUCCUUGUCCGACCCUACCCCUCCCUCCGCGUCCUUUUCACGUCCCCGUCCCUUCAGAUCCCCGGCAUGCUACAAUCAUCAUUCUUCUCUCGCAUUGGAAGCUCGUCAGCCGUGAAGGAAGAGCUCAUGGCUGCGAUGCAACAGGGUGAGAGUAUCACCGCUCGCAUCAAAUGGGUUACUCGAUACAACAGCGAAGGCCGCAGUCGCUGGGUGCAUUGUACGCCGCUAUAUGCUAGUAAUGGACAAGUUGGGGUGUGGAUGGUUGUUGUUGAUGAUGAUGAGGAAGAGUCGAUUCCGCUGAAUUGGAAGAGUCAGUGAGUUAUGCAUUGUAUUGUCUAUUACUGUAUUCUUUCUCUUCAUUGUAUAUAUAUCCCCUCUCUUGAUUAGCUUCUCUUUGUCUAUAUUUACCAUUUUUCAUCUACCUA
Penicillium subrubescens is the source of this 1978-nucleotide messenger RNA. RefSeq lists its product as uncharacterized. NCBI's taxonomy places the organism in Eukaryota, Fungi, Ascomycota, Eurotiomycetes, Eurotiales, Aspergillaceae. Gene Ontology annotation, cellular component: nucleus. The transcript is spliced from 5 exons. The coding region runs from base 165 to 1871 and encodes 568 amino acids. The record is from RefSeq and is a predicted model, not a curated record.